This is a messenger RNA of Emiliania huxleyi CCMP1516, 408 nucleotides long. RefSeq lists its product as hypothetical. The transcript is spliced from 4 exons. The record is from RefSeq and is a predicted model, not a curated record. Bases 1 to 408 code for a protein of 135 amino acids. NCBI's taxonomy places the organism in Eukaryota, Haptophyta, Isochrysidales, Noelaerhabdaceae.
AUGUCAAUGAUACUAAUACUCCAAGCUGAAGACCCGGAGGCGGCGGCAGAGCGGGAGAGGAAGGCCAAGGUGGCGAAGGUUGCCUCGCAGGCGACGAACGCAAUGGCGGCAGUGCGGGCGCAGCUCGAUUUGCGGGAGAAGGGGGCAGCAGACAAGGCCGCGAACAAGGCCAACGACGACGCGGGGGCGCCGGUGAGGGCGUCGUCUACGAUGGUCGAACGAGUGUUCGCCGCCCGCAUCGACGGUCCGGACAGAUACCUCGUGGCUCGACGAAAGGAGCGAAAGACGGCUGCCGGGGCUGGCACUGCUGCCGAUUUGGUGGCGGGCAACCACACGACAGCCCUCGGCUUCGAGCUCACUCUCGACCCUCGCGAUCUCGCCCGGCGCUCGUCGGGCGGCCCGCAAUGA